Molecule: messenger RNA, 3388 nt
Organism: Apis cerana (Asiatic honeybee)
Lineage: Eukaryota; Metazoa; Arthropoda; Insecta; Hymenoptera; Apidae
Gene: Gycalpha99B
Product: guanylate cyclase 1 soluble subunit alpha 2
Biological process (GO): cGMP biosynthetic process; response to oxygen levels
Cellular component (GO): guanylate cyclase complex, soluble
Molecular function (GO): heme binding; guanylate cyclase activity
Source: RefSeq, a predicted model, not a curated record
CCCCCACCCGGUGCGCCGCUCACCCCCGAACCACAGCCAACUCGGCGCUGCUCGUUGCGCCUCGGUCAAUCCGCGACUAGUAUGGCGCUACGCGCUCCGACACGCCACCGUGUACGUAGCGUGCUUUCUUAAUCGUGAGCCACCGAUCGUGCACCGUGAUUACACACACGCUGGCCGCGGGUGAAACACGCGCCAAUCAUUCCUCCUACCCCGAUACGACAGGAGUUCGACCGAUUCAACCGAUCACCCGGCAUCCAAUCCUUGUUUUCGAACCGGGUGUAAAGAAGAGAAAGUAAGAGUGGGAAUAGAAGAAAACUUACCCCCAUCGUGAAGAUUCUUGUUGUUCGUCCAAUAGUAUCGAACGAAGGGUCGAAGGAUAGAUAGAGAGAGAGAGAGAGAGGAAGGCGAGUGCGUGCCGCGACUGAGGAAAAGGGAGCGAUAAGCUGAGUCAAAGGGGUUGCUGUUUUGUAACCGCGUGCACCCAGGUUACUGAUCACUUGAGCAUCAUCGGUUGGUAUUGUUCCAAGUGCAAGAUUCCAUCGCGGUUAACGUGGGACAAAUAACGUGGGGGAUGAUAGGUGGAUUCCGUUUGUAGAAUCGGUGAAAUGAUAGCGUGGUCAAUCGCUGGCCGAGGGUGCACGAGGGUGGACGGUGGCCGCGGCAGGUGUCUGACCGGGCACGAGCUCUAAGGGCAAUGAUGCGAGUGGAUUGGCCGACACGAGGACCAGACAGGACAGAGAGGAAGAAUCCGCGAGGGGAACGUUGAAGGUUUGAACGAUUGGCCAAUUGUGGUGGAGGAAGAAAGAAGAGGAAGGGAGGGCAGAGUCGGUGUGAACUGCACAGCUGAUCGCUGAUAAACAUGAGAGUGCCGCGUAACGCGAGCGUUGUGUCCGUUUGUUAACUUGAUGCCAUCCAAUCGAACGAUCCUUAUCCACCGUGUGACAGAGUUGUAGAGAGUCCGAGUUGUUCAUAUCCUCGAUCCCUUCGAGCAAAGGGAUUCGCAACGAGGACAACAUGGCAUGCCCUUUUUCGCGGGAUCUCUCGAAGGCUGGCUGCGACGAGCAGACUGGCAGGGGGGACAAUGAUCGUUCGAGGAUCGCCAGAUUGGGAAGAGACGAUGGUGGCAAGUCUAGGCAAUCGUCGUUCGAAGUCACAUCGUUGCUGAUGAGGGAGGAAACCGAGGACGCGGAAGACACGCAGACCCUCAACCUGAAGCACCUGAGGGCGGCUGUGCUCGUGCUCACAAAUCCAUCGAACGAGGUGGUUGCCGUGGCUCUUGGGGCAUUGUUGAGCAAAGGCGAGGAAUCGUUCCCAACCGCGAGGUCUCUCGAGAAGCUGCUGUGCAACGUCGAGGCCGAGGAGAACUAUAACUUACUGGAGGACAUUUACGAGACGUUAAGUUAUGACUGCGACGUGGACGUGAGCACGUUUUUCGAUCAGCUCGGGCAGGAGGUGAUUUAUACGGCUUGCGUCGGUCUACUGGAACGAGCGUUCCGCUGCCUCGGGAACAAUCUGACGGCGUUCCUGACCACUCUCGACGGCGUGAACGACGUGGUGCAACAUCAGUCCGGAUCCGAGGCGGAGGCAGAGUUCGUAUGCAUCGCCACGCCGGAAGCGAUCGAGCUCCAUUUCACGACAGAUCACCCCUCUGUCGCGUAUCUACUGGUCGGAAGUCUGAAGGGUAUCGCAAGACAAUUUUACAACGACGAUGCCAAUGUAUACAUUCUACCCGAUCCCUACAAUACGAAAUUUUUUAGGUAUCGUAUCACUCCAGAACUCUACAGCGAGCAUUUGGUAGUACCAGAGAUCGACGAUAAUCUGGAGACCUCCCUGUUCCGUCCAUUGUCGACCGAAGCCACGGAUCUUCGUAUGGGGGUAGCGAGUUUUUGCAAAGCAUUUCCAUGGCAUUUCGUGGUUGAUCGGCAAUUAGAGCUCGUGCAGCUUGGGGUCGGAUUUAUGAGGAUUUUCGGCCAUCAUCUAAAUCGUUUGGGAAGAGAAAUAUCGACGUAUUUCACCUUUACACGGCCAUGCGGAAUUACUUUGACCUUUCACGAGAUAUUGAAACGCGCGAACACGCUCUUCGUUCUCACCCUCCAAAGACCUCAGGAUGUCGAUAAAUAUCCAGCAGAGGGUCUAGAGAUGAAAGGUCAAAUGGUCCAUUGUCCGGAAUCAGAUUCCAUCCUGUUCGUGAGCUCACCAUUUUUGAAUGGUCUGGAAGGAUUAACUGGCCGAGGACUUUUUAUAUCCGAUAUUCCAUUACACGACGCUACGAGAGACGUUAUCCUGGUGGGGGAACAGGCUAGGGCACAGGAUGGUUUGAGAAGACGAAUGGAUAAAUUGAAAAGUUCCAUAGAAGAGGCAAAUCUUGCUGUGUCUGCAGAAAGAGAAAAGAACGUCAGCUUGCUUCAUCUUAUAUUCCCUCCAGAUAUAGCGAAGCGUUUAUGGUUGGGAGAAACAAUCGAGGCAAAAACUUAUCCUGAAGUAACGAUGCUUUUCAGCGAUAUCGUCGGUUUCACAGAAAUUUGUUCCACCGCGACACCGAUGAUGGUCAUUAACAUGCUUCAAAAUCUUUAUGAACAGUUCGAUUCGUUUUGCGGUCAGUUGGAUGUUUAUAAGGUGGAAACAAUCGGAGACGCUUAUUGCGUGGCAUGUGGCCUCCAUCGUGACACUUAUAUUCAUGCACAACAAAUAGCUUGGAUGGCCUUAAAAAUGAUACAAGCAUGUUCUCAUCAUCUAACUCAUAAGGGCAAACCAAUUAGGAUGCGUAUUGGAAUUCAUACUGGAAUGGUAUUAGCGGGUGUUGUUGGGAAAAAAAUGCCAAGGUAUUGCCUUUUCGGGCACAAUGUUACCUUAGCCAAUAAAUUCGAAUCUCUGAGCGAACCACUUCGUAUACACGUUAGUCCAACGACGUAUAUCUUAUUGAAAUAUCCUAUAUCAGGAUUCGAUCUGGAACCACGACAGAAAGAAUUCCUGCCCAAGGAAUUCCCAGCUAACAUAGAAGGAACGUCUUAUUUCCUGAACGAUUACAAGCACAAGGACGUCGAUGUGACUCUACCGUUGGAUCUGCAUAUUCAGAACGCGAUCAGGGAAUACGGUCUUGGAAGCACUGUGUAGAUAUUUAAAUAAUAAAAAAGAACCAUUCCAACGAAUGUGCGUCGUUCGUGAAUGUCGCUGUACCAAUUGCUACUCUGUCCAUAAUAACAACAAUUUCUCGGUAAACGUCUGUUCUCCAAUCAAUUCACAAAAAUGGCACCGUGUAACGACGUUGAUUCCAACCAGCCUAAACAGCCGAUUACCUGGCCCGAUAAUAUUUAUACGCAGAGUUUUAGGUUACAAUUAUAUACUUAUGAUUAUAUGAGCAAAUAAAUCUGUAUGAUAAUUCGUCUAA